AUGUCCAUCAAACAACCAUCUCUCGAACCUGGCUUCCGCCUAGGGGAAGCAACUCCUAACGACAUGCCAGAGGUCUGGCAAGUCUUUCUAGCAGCUUUUGAGAAAGACGAGCAGUGGAUUGGUAUCGUUCGGAAUGUAGUCAAUCCGGCUGACGUUUAUCCUUGGCUUUGUGCCCAUUUCGCUCCUCGGUGGAACUUUCCCGAUAUAAUCACUUAUAAGAUUACGGAAGAUGCGUCUGGAGCCAUUGUAGGCUGGGGAGCUUUACAGAUCCCAUGGAAAUAUCUGCAUCCGUCGGUAAUGACAAACCGGCUAAAGGCUCAAGCCAUGACAACAGAAUUGCCGCCGCCUUUACCGGGCAUGGAUGUGGAAUCGCUCGCAGAUCUGUACAGGGUGAUGGAUGAGUCAAAAAAAUAUGGCUACGAUCCAGAAAAUGAUUACCACCGCAGAGGGACUAUGAUCCGUCCUGACAUGCAAAAGAAACGAUUUGGCACUUUCCUCACUCAAUACUGUAAUCAAAUUGUCGAUCAUACGGCUGAUAGGUUGUGGGCACCGGUUCGUCCAUCAUCGCUGAAGAUGUUCCGGCAAAAUGAGUUCGUCGACGUUGGCCUCGUGGAUAGCCAUCAUGAACGAUGGGGUGGCACACGCGAAAAAUCUAUGAGUUAUAUACUUCUUCAUUCCCCACCAGGUAGUUCGAUGGGAAAGGAUCCUAUGAGAUGA
This is a messenger RNA of Blumeria graminis f. sp. triticale, 717 nucleotides long. Lineage: Eukaryota; Fungi; Ascomycota; Leotiomycetes; Helotiales; Erysiphaceae. The record is from the annotation of a GenBank genome assembly.